GCUUAACGUCAAUUUAUUUGCUUUCUCAUAUUCUCGCUAGCUACUGCUCUUGAUAUAAUUUUCUUUGUAGUACUGAGUAGGGUUCCAGUAACAAGGCGUCCUGCAAUCAAUAAUUCAGUGUUCUGCAAUCUAUUUUGGAUUUGAAAAGAAAUUUAGAUCAUGGACGAUGAUAUCACAGGGGCCCAAACCAUGGCGGAAAGUCUGAAAGCACAAGGAAUCAAAUACAUGUUUGGAGUGGUUGGAAUUCCUGUCAUAGAGGUUGCGAUUGCAGCACAGGCAGUCGGCAUUCAAUACAUUGGAAUGAGAAAUGAACAAGCUGCUGCAUAUGCUGCUGGUGCUAUUGGAUAUUUGACUGGACGGCCAGGUGUAUGUUUGGUUGUGUCAGGGCCUGGUCUGAUACACGCUUUAGGUGGAAUGGCAAACGCUCAAGAAAACUGCUGGCCCAUGAUUACUGUUGGAGGUUCAUCUGAUCAAGAUCAGGAACAGAUGGGGGCAUUUCAAGAAUUUGCCCAGGUAGAAGCAAGUCGGAUGUAUACCAAAUUUUCUGCUAGACCAUCUAGUCUUGAAGCAAUACCAUUGGUUGUUGAGAAAGCUGUUAGAACAUCUAUAUAUGGAAGACCUGGUGCUUGUUAUAUUGAUAUUCCUGGCAAUUUUGUAAAUGCUUCAGUUAGAAGGGGUGAUUGUAGACAGUUUCCAAUGUGCCCAAAUCCAUCAGGCUUGAAAGCUGAUUUGAAUGUUGUGAAGAAAGCAUGUCAGACAUUGAUGAUUGCUAAAAGACCAUUGGUUAUCAUAGGCAAGGGGGCAGCCUACUCCAGAUCUGAAAAAGAAGUGCUGGAAUUUGUGGAGAAGCAUUCGUUGCCAUUUUUGCCUACACCUAUGGGAAAGGGUGUGAUACGUGAUGACCAUCCAUUAUGUGUAUCUGCUGCGAGGUCUAGGGCUCUUCAGAUGGCAGACUGUAUAUUGUUGCUUGGUGCAAGAUUGAACUGGCAACUUCAUUUUGGAAGGCCUCCGCGAUUUAAUGAAAAUGUAAAAGUGAUUCAGAUUGAUAUCUGUGCUGAAGAAUUGGGGAAUAAUGUUCCAAGCAGUAUUGGCAUCCAUGGCAAUAUAUCAGAUGUGGUUAAACAGAUGCAGCAACACUUUGUUGGAAUUCACAGAGGUAUCAUGUGGAAACAUCCAACUGAUUCUAAGUGGUGGGAAGCUUUGAACGAGAAAAUUGAGAAAAAUGAUGAGCAAGUUAAGGCGAUGUGUGCGGAUCAUUCCGUACCGCUCAGCUACUAUGCAGUUUAUGAUAUAUUGAACAAGUACUUGCCUAAAGAUAGCAUCAUUAUUGGGGAAGGAGCAAACACUAUGGACAUUGGAAGAACUAUGAUGAAAAACUAUUACCCAAGACAUAGGCUUGAUGCUGGUACUUUCGGAACAAUGGGAGUAGGGGUUGGCUUUGCAAUUGCAGCUGCUUUAUAUGCUCAAGAUUCUGCACAACCAGGACAAAAACCUCAAAAAGUGGUAUGUGUACAAGGUGACAGUGCUUUUGGAUUUUCUGGAAUGGAAUUAGAGACUGUAGUACGAUACAAACUUCCCAUUAUUUUUGUGGUUGUCAACAACAACGGUAUUUACAGUGGUGGACCUAAAAUGUUCUGGGAUGGACUAAAAACAACAGAAGAUGUUGCAACUGGGUCACUUCCGAUGUUCUUGACUCCAAAUGCUCGUUAUGAGCAGAUAAUGACUGCUUUCGGAGGAAUUGGCUACUAUGCAGAAACACCUGAUAACUUUGAUCAAGCCCUUAACAAUGCUUUCAACAAACAUGCUGCUAAUGGGGAGCCCUGUCUAACCAAUGUUAUGAUCGAUUUGACUUCUGAGCGAAAGCAGCAAGAAUUUCAAUGGCUUACAAGAAGUAAAAUGUGAACCUAACGGCUGUCAACCAAGUCAUGAAUAAUUCCAAUUUAAUUUUUUGUUUUAAUAUACAGAAGUGUUUAUCAUCUCUUCUAUGCAAUUGAUAUUAAUUUUAAAUCUGCGUUUCCUAUUAAAUCCGUAUUUAUUAUCAUUGCAAGUGAUAUUAUCUUUGUAA
This is a messenger RNA of Styela clava, 2065 nucleotides long. RefSeq names its product 2-hydroxyacyl-CoA lyase 1-like. Gene Ontology annotation, biological process: fatty acid alpha-oxidation. Gene Ontology annotation, molecular function: thiamine pyrophosphate binding; catalytic activity; magnesium ion binding. NCBI's taxonomy places the organism in Eukaryota, Metazoa, Chordata, Ascidiacea, Stolidobranchia, Styelidae. Gene Ontology annotation, cellular component: peroxisome. The record is from RefSeq and is a predicted model, not a curated record.